Molecule: messenger RNA, 1726 nt
Organism: Mytilinidion resinicola
Lineage: Eukaryota; Fungi; Ascomycota; Dothideomycetes; Mytilinidiales; Mytilinidiaceae
Product: putative flavonoid 3-hydroxylase
Exons: 2
Coding region: 1-1581 (526 amino acids)
Molecular function (GO): monooxygenase activity; oxidoreductase activity, acting on paired donors, with incorporation or reduction of molecular oxygen; heme binding
Source: RefSeq, a predicted model, not a curated record
AUGGGUUUCUCGUCGUUUUUCUCGUCAUUUUCAAUCACCAGCUUUUUCGCCGUUUUCUUCCUCGCUAUUGCUCUAUACUCCUUUGGGCUCGUCAUCUAUCGCCUUUAUUUUCACCCUCUCGCUAGAUUCCCUGGGCCGAAACUCGCUGCUGCUACAAAAUGGUACGAGUUCUACUUCGAUGUCCUCAAAGGCGCAGGCGGGCAAUUCAUGUUUGAGACCGAUCGAAUGCAUGAGCAGUACGGCCCCAUUGUCAGAGUAAAUCCGGACGAGUUACACAUCAAAGAUCCCGAGUUCUACGAUACUCUCUAUCGGGCCGGCAGCGCAGUCAGAGACAAGUAUCCCCCAAGCUGUCUUUUCGCUGGCACGCCGCUUGGAGUCUUUGGCACCGUAAAACACGAACCCCACCGCGCACGAAAAGCACCACUGGCCGCCUAUUUCUCUAAGCGCGUUUAUCGGACAGCGGAGCCUAUUUUCCAAUCUCAAAUUGAGGACUUCUCAGAUCGCCUGCGCAACCGUCAGAUUUCAGGAAAAGUGACAGAUGUCCGCGUGGACUUCCUCUCCACCGCGACUGAGAUUGUCUCCCGUUACGCUUUUGGCCAUCCUAUUGGCCUCCAUGACUCACCUCACGAAGCCGUGGACUGGCUUCUUACUGUCAAAGCUAUUGCAGCUGUGUCUCCGUUUUUCAAGCAGUUCCCGUAUGUCGCCGAAUGGCUUUUGCCAUGCCCUGAAUGGCUUGUCAAGGUUCUGUACCCCGUGUUUGCUCCUUCGAUCAGGUUACAUGGCAAAAUGCAGCGCGAAGCCGUCGAAGCCUGCAAAAAGGUUGCCUCGGAUGAGAAAGUCACUAUCUGGGACGGUACCCCGGAAACGCGUCCACAAACCGUCUUCGAAGCCAUCCUUCAAACCAACCUGCCGCUUGCAGAGAAGACGCCCGGUCGAUUGGACCACGACGCCUUUACCGCCAUCUUUGGCGGUAGCGAUCCCGCAGCUCGGACCAUGACAAAUUGCACGUUCUGGCUCCUCACGAAUCCUUCAGUUCUGCAAAGACUGCAGCAAGAGCUCGAUACGGCUACGCCCGAUCCUUCAAAACGCCUCAGAGUGCAACAAGUCGAGGAGCUGCCGUACCUCAACGCAGUAGUGAAAGAGUCCCUGCGGCUCCAAGCCAUCUCAACAAGCCGCCUCGAAGUCGUGUGUCCAAGCGAGGUGCUUCGGUACAAAGACUGGGUUAUCCACCCUGGUACCGCCGUGGGAAUGUCCCUGCGCCACACGCUCCACGACCCGUCUAUAUACCCAGACCCCCACGCGUUCAAGCCUGAGAGAUGGCUUGAUGCUGCGGGAAAGAUUGAUGUAGCGAAGGAUAAGUAUUACAUCCCGUUUCAUCGUGGUCAUCGUAUGUGUCUCGGGUACGCUUUUGCGACUACUAUGAUGCUUAUGACGCUCGCUACCGUGUUUCGUCGCUUUGAUCUGGAGCUGGUGGAUACAAUUUAUGAGCGGGAUGUGAAGAUUGUGAGGGAUUGUUUUAUUGGGGAGACGGAGCCUGAUACGAAGGGUGUGAAGAUAAGGGUUCUGAAGGAGAGGAAGUAGUACCUAGAAUGCUUUUUCAUACAAAGGUAGUCUACGGAAGUCAGGUUUGUAAUUAUAUCAGACCAUUACGUCUCAUAGGUUCGAGGGUUUUAAUACAAUAUAUAAUCAGGCGGAGGCCGUAGUUGCUCAUAUUUCUGACGCGAUC